Molecule: messenger RNA, 888 nt
Organism: Naegleria gruberi
Lineage: Eukaryota; Heterolobosea; Eutetramitea; Acrasida; Naegleriidae
Exons: 1
Coding region: 1-888 (295 amino acids)
Source: RefSeq, a predicted model, not a curated record
AUGAAAUUUGAAAUUAGACCAUCAGAAGAAAGAGGACACUAUGAUGAAGGCUGGCUUGAUACCUACCACACAUUUUCCUUUUCAAGCUAUCGAAAUCAAAAGUUUACUCAAUUCGGACCAUUGAGAGUAUUGAAUGAAGAUACAGUGGAGCCAUCAAGCGGAUUUCCAAUGCAUCCUCAUCAGAAUUAUGAAAUAUUUUCGUAUAUCUUGUCUGGAAAUUUGACUCAUUCAGAUUCUAUGGGAAAUACAGAAGUUUGUAAGAAGGGUUCAGUUCAGUUUACUUCAGCUGGAAGUGGAGUUUAUCACAGUGAGUUUAAUAGGGAUAAGAAUGAGCAUGUCAAAUUCUUACAAAUUUGGGUGAAACCUCGAAAUUUCAAUUCGAAACCAAAUUAUCAAACGAAAGAUUUCACACCAGAACAAAAACUGAAUCAAUUGCGUUUAAUGAUUGUUCCAAACGAAAGUGCCAAAUUGAGUGAAGAAUUUAUUGGAAUUGAUCAAGAUAUUUAUGUACUUUCAAGUUUAUUGGAAUCUGGAAAGAAAGUCAAUCAUACUUUGCAACCUGGUCGUCAAAUUUAUAUUCACGUUCCAAUUAUGAGUAGAAUUGGAUCAUCUUCAGUUGAAGAUUCUAAACUAAAUGGUUUGUUUUCUUCUUUACUUCGUAAAGCUAACCCUUUCAUUUCCAAUUAUCUGAAAAUGAAACUAUUCAAAUCACCAAAUUUAGAAAACCCAAUUUCAAUCAAACUUUCUCAUGGAAACAAUCAAGAAAUUGUAACAUUGAAAGAAGGAGAUGGUUGUUUCAUUCAUUCAGAUUCAUCCACUGAAGAGGAAUUAUUCAUUGAGGGAGUGAAUUCAAUGACUGAAUUUGUCCUUUUGGAUAUGAAAAAGUAA